Messenger RNA from Epithele typhae, 1053 nucleotides. RefSeq lists its product as uncharacterized. NCBI's taxonomy places the organism in Eukaryota, Fungi, Basidiomycota, Agaricomycetes, Polyporales, Epitheliaceae. The record is from RefSeq and is a predicted model, not a curated record. Gene Ontology annotation, molecular function: protein tyrosine phosphatase activity. The coding region runs from base 1 to 1053 and encodes 350 amino acids. The transcript has 6 exons. Gene Ontology annotation, biological process: protein dephosphorylation.
AUGUCCCACGCGGGCCAGUCUAUGUGGGAUUGCGGCCACAAGUACGCGACGCGACCUCGCUCCUGCCUGCUGCUUGCCGUCGCGCCUCAGCUACUGGACUUCCUCUCCGUCACUCCGCGGCUCUCCUUCUACACGGUCCAUCUUCCGAGCGCACAGUCAUCGUCACGCACUGCCCCCAAUGGCGCGCCCUCUUCGACGCCCUCCGCCUCCGACUGCUGGGCACGUCUCCGCCGGGCACAUUUAGCCACUCUCCAAGCUCGCCACCACCGUCUCAACGCGCCCCCCGCGCACGCGCCUGCGAGCCUCUACGCCACGCAUAACGACCUCAAUCUCCUCGUCACCUCCACCUCCGCGACCGCCUGUGCUGCCACCUCCUCUGCGACCGCACACCCGACGUGCACGCCUUCCCCGCGCGCUGGCCCCGACAAGGCUUUCCCUCCGCACUCUUGCCCCACUCCGACCCGAGCCGAGCCGGAUGCGGGGAAGGCGGUCUGUCCUGCCCUCCGCAUGCUCGCACUCGAGCUGUACCCGCCGCCGAUGCCGCGGGCGCGUGCGGACGUCGUCGCGCCCGACGCCGGCUUCCCUCGCAUCCUCGGCCUCCAUGCCAACUCUGCCUCCAAGCCUCACACCUCUUCCCUGGAAGCCGGCGGCACGCUCUUGUUUGUUCUCGUUGGUCCUCGUGUGGCCAAGUGGCAACCGUUCGAGACCAGCAAGGACAGUACCCCCGUGCACCUCCACUGCUCAGCCGGAUCCCGGCGGACUGGCGGGUUCAUUGCCAUCGACGCCCUCCGCGGCAAGAUCGCAAGCCGCGUCGGAGUUCCAGGCACCCUCCGUGCUCGCCGCUGCCGCUGGCACUUCCUCCCCUCUUCCUCUGCCAACGCCAAGAACCCGCGGAAGGAGCUCCAGAGCUCCGGUGGCCGCCCCUCGCCCGACGGCACGACACACAUCGCGACCCCGCACAAGUUGCACCCGGACUCGUCGCCGCCGUUGCUGUCAACGCACGGCUCUGAGCCGACCCGGCGUGUGAUCAAGGACAUGCGCACCCUCUGCUAG